This is a messenger RNA of Aureobasidium musti, 948 nucleotides long. The record is from the annotation of a GenBank genome assembly. Lineage: Eukaryota; Fungi; Ascomycota; Dothideomycetes; Dothideales; Saccotheciaceae.
AUGAACCAGAUCAAGCAGGUCCAGCGCCUCAACGAGCGCGAACUCGAAAAGGUCGUUCCUUCCAACGCAUCAUGGCACACCGACUACCGCGACACGGCCUACAUCUACGUCGGCGGCCUCAACCUCGACCUGUCUGAAGGAGACAUCAUCACAAUCUUCUCUCAAUAUGGCGAACCCGUCUGGAUCCGCCUCAUGCGCGACAAGGAGACUGGCAAGAGCAGGGGUUUCUGUUGGCUAAAGUACGAGGACCAGCGGAGUUGCGAUCUGGCCGUCGACAAUCUCGGCGGCGCGACUGUCAUGGGCAAAAUGCUCGCUGUUGACCACACAAGAUACAAGAAACGAGAUGAUGAGGAUGAAGACGAGGGAUACGUCGGUCAGGACAAGCAGAUUGCUGGUGCGGAUGCUGAAGAGUCAGAACCCGAAGAGGAACGCAGACCUUUGAUCAAGGAAGAGAUUGAGCUGGCAAAACUCAUGCGCGACAUGGAGGAAGACGACCCCAUGAAAGCAUACAUGAUCGAGCAAAAGAAGGAGGAGGUCGAGAAGGCAUUGGCAAAAUCGUCCUCUUCAUCAACCAAAAAACACGACGACUCACGCCGCGACAAGAGACACCACCGCUCAAGACGCGACCACGACGACGAUCGAGACAGAAGACACAGAAGAGCAUCAUCACGCGAUGAUAUCGACGACAAGCGUGAUCGAAGAGACGGCCAUCGUUCGCGCAGACAUCGCGAUCGCUCAGAUUCUCCUAGAAGAGAUAGACAUCAUUCGACCAGAGAUCACGACGACUCCCUACCCAGGCGCGAAAGAGACAGCAGACUAAGAGACUACUCGAGAUCACGAACUCCUCCUGUCAAAGAACGCGACUACGGGCGUAGAGAACGCAGGCGCUCCUCUACUCCACGCCGCAGAAACGAUUCACGAAGCAUAUCUCCUAGACCUAGGCGCUAA